This is a messenger RNA of Sinocyclocheilus grahami, 711 nucleotides long. Its product is annotated as zinc finger BED domain-containing protein 1. Gene Ontology annotation, molecular function: DNA binding. The coding region runs from base 160 to 636 and encodes 158 amino acids. NCBI's taxonomy places the organism in Eukaryota, Metazoa, Chordata, Actinopteri, Cypriniformes, Cyprinidae. The record is from RefSeq and is a predicted model, not a curated record. The transcript is spliced from 2 exons.
UGUCAAAAGACCCGGUACUUCGGUACCAAGUCGGUACUAAAACAAUUAAAAAGUUAUGGUACCACGUUUUCUUAAGUACUGGUGGUACCGAGUACCCAGUCAACCCGGUUCUUGAUGCGCUAUCCGAAAGAUGCACUCUCUUCAUUAAAGCACUGAGACAUGGCGACCGGUGGUGCUGCUGAUACAGUGGCUCUGAAUCCACUUGUUGACAGGAAAGGAGGAAAAAGCCAUGUAUGGAAAUAUUUUGGAUUUGCGACUGAUGACCAGGGGAACAUCAUAGAUCAACAAAAACCAAUUUGCAAACGAUGUCAUCGAAGUUUUCUCUCAAAAGGAGGAAACACAUCCAACUUAAUAAAACACCUCAAAGACCGACACCCAGAUCUAAUGAAAGAGUUCAAGCAGCUGCAGGCAGAAGAAGAUAAUGAAACACCCCAGCAAACACUGAAACAGACAACAGUUACAGAUGCUUUUCAGCGUCAGCAGAAAUACGAAAAAAACUCACCUGAGGCAAGAAGACUGAACCGAGCUGUUGCUGAAUUCAUAUGUAUGGAUCAAGUGCCUGUUUAUACUGUUGAAAAAUGUGGAUUCCAACAAAUGCUUCAUCACUUCAACCCAAAAUACCAGCUUCCAAGCUGAAACUUUUUUUAUGUACACUGAGAUUCCCCGCAUCUACAAUGACACCAGAGACCUCAUAAUCCAGCAUCUCGGAGA